AUGAUUUAUCUUACUCGGACCUUGACCGGCGCAAUCAGGUCGACCUCAGCGGCACCAUUCUUGCGAUCGUUCUCUCUACAACACCCCCUCCAAAUUUCAAAAGCACGCUACGACAAGCUGCGCUUGGAUCCUGAAGCUUUGAGACGUCACUUGGACAAGAACAGCGAAGUUGAGAGAUACAAAUACGCAACGCGUCCGGAGGUGCGUGAGAAGCAUUCGCGAAGGGGGAGUCGUUAUCACGGGGCACACAGAGACGACGAGGCCUACCAAUUCGUUGCCAAGUUCCAAGGGUGGUGUAAGAGGCAUACAUGGGUGCGCGAGCAACUGCCAUGGAAAACGCAUCGACCUGUUCUCCACGACGUGAAGGUCGAGCACCAUUGUAGCGGCUGCAAUUGGGCACGACGUGGUGGUGUGAAGUUAUGGUUCCAGCAUUUGACACAACCCGACAACUGGCUUUGCAUGAAGUGUUACUUGCCGAAAGAUGAUCUGGGUAGAGCCAUGCCUACAGGUUACGAGGACGUCAGAAGCUGGGAAGAGCUUGUCAAGAGAAGAGACAGCCUGAUGGUGACAGCUGCCACGGGUGAUUCGUCAACGCCUUCUUGA
Molecule: messenger RNA, 603 nt
Organism: Aureobasidium pullulans EXF-150
Lineage: Eukaryota; Fungi; Ascomycota; Dothideomycetes; Dothideales; Saccotheciaceae
Exons: 1
Coding region: 1-603 (200 amino acids)
Source: RefSeq, a predicted model, not a curated record